Messenger RNA from Neospora caninum, 3168 nucleotides. RefSeq lists its product as hypothetical. Gene Ontology annotation, cellular component: Golgi membrane. The record is from RefSeq and is a predicted model, not a curated record. Lineage: Eukaryota; Apicomplexa; Conoidasida; Eucoccidiorida; Sarcocystidae. The transcript is spliced from 8 exons. Bases 1 to 3168 code for a protein of 1055 amino acids. Gene Ontology annotation, biological process: intra-Golgi vesicle-mediated transport.
AUGGCGCCUGCGGCGGUUUCGACUGGGGAGGAAAGCCCUCCGGCGGCAGGGGGAGAUACCUCUGCGACAUCUGUUCUUCCAGAGUCGCGUGAGAACCUUUCGAACCAAGACGCGAGCUCUUCUCUCCUUCCCGCCUCCCCUGCUGUCUCCUCUGCCGACUCCUCCCCCCCCUCUCCGGCCCCGGUCCCUGCUGAAGUCUCCGUUCCUCAGCAGCCGAUGCGUUCCUCCGAAGAGAGACCUUCUGGGAGUCUCGCACAUGCUUCGCCUCCCGAUGCUGUCUCUUCUCUCGCUUCUUCCUCUCCUCUCCCUCUCUCCAGUUCGCCCUCCACAAAUCCGCAGGUGUCUUCGCUGCCCUCGAGUUCUCCCCUCGAUCAGGCCGCCUCGCCUGCUGACUCUCAAACUUCCGUCCAUCCGCAUUUUCUGCCCGAGACGUCCUUCUCGUUGGGCGGAUCUGAGGCCAGCGGGAUCAGCGAACCUGCAGAGAAGGCCAACGUCACGCUCCACGUUGGAAACAGGACAGGACCGUCUCGCUCCCCACUUGCGUCGUCCUUGCCUUCUCUCGGCUCUCCUCCCCCUUCCCCUUCUCCUGUUUCUCCAGCUCCCCCUUCUGCUCCUCCUCCUGCUUUUUCUCCUCCGUCUUCGUUUCCUCUUCGUCGAUUGACGAAGAGAGGAGAGGCUGUGAAGGCGUGGGUCCAUGUCUGGGCCCAGUUGGGAGAAAUUGCGAUGUUUUCGAAGGAGAUCGAACGAGCGAAAAGACAAGCAGUGGAGUCGAGGAAGAGGCUCGCAAGCGACACGAAAAAUUUGCCGGGAGUUCUGCACGGUCUCGAGACGGACGCGGCGGCGGCGCUGUCGUCGGCGGCUGCGGCGCAGCAGGCAGCGUUGGUGGACGAAGAGCAUCAAAAUUUGAUUUUUUCGCGUCUGCAAAAGGCCGAAGCGUUGCUUCGGGAAGAAAGCAAGAGACGCGAAGAAGUUGAGGAGGAAAACUGUCGUCUGCAAGAAGCCUUUGGCCGCCAGAGCGCGCAAAUCCGCGAAGAACUCGAGGAGGAAAACUGUCUGCUGAGGCAACAAAUCCUCGACUUGGAGGAAGAAUUCAAGACGCUCACCAACCAAGCCGUCACGGUGCGGAGACUGGAAGAAGAACAGGAGCAACAGAAACGCUCGUUCGAACAGAGACUCCUGCUGGCCGUCCAAGAAAAAGAAAAGAGCCUCCGCGCUCAAAUUGGAGCGAAAGACGAGGAGCAAGCGCGCCUGGUGUCCUUUCUGAAGCAGACGGCGCAGAACUUGGAGGAACGAAACCUGAUGCUGGAAAGCAGACUCGCCGAAGGCCAGCAGCAACUCCUGCAACUUAAGACGGACUCCGAGAAGCGGUGUGCGGCGUUGGCGGCGGAGGUGACGCUGUUGAAUGCGCAGCUGGAGCAAGUGCAGAGAGAGGAGCGAACUGUGCCUUUCCCGGCGAGCACGGCGACUCAGCAGAGCGCGACACAGCUGCGUGCCUUGGAAGUUGCUCAGCAGCGGAUUACGGCACUUCAGCAGGAAGAACGGCGGCUCCUCGAUCAACUGGACAAGGCGGAGAAAGAAAAAGAGCAACGCGAGAGCGUCUGGAAAGCCGAGCGGGAGAGAGAGGCGCAAGCGCAAGCGCAGGAAGUCGCGGAGCUCCAGAGGGCCCUCAGGGAGAGGCCCACAGAGGAAGAAGUGCUGUUGCUGCGAGGCCGUGUCCAUGAGCUAGAAUCCCGACCUGGGGGGGACCGACCUCUCGCGCGCUCGCACGACGCAGGACAGGCGCUGGCCGAGGCGCGCCUGCUCCGGCGCAUUGAGGAACUCGAGACUCUGAUGCGGAAGCGCGAGGCGGAACACCAAGACCGAGAAGACGAGUUGAAGCGGCGCGUCGAAGACGAGCGAAAGCAACACAGAGAUGUCGUGCGCGCUCUGCAGGGACAGGUGGAAGCGGAGACGGAGCGCAGCUCGGAGGGACUGGGGGAAAAUGGCCCAAGCGCCGAGGAGCCUGGGGCGCAAGGCAGCCACGUUCUCCUCGGGCUCCAGAGCCUCUCCCGUGAGAAGGAAGAGGACCGCACCGCCGAGAACGGAGAGAAAGAAGAGCGAAAGUUGCCGUCGAUGCUGCAAGUUGUGUUGAAACAGAGAGAACAGAGUCGAGCUCGCGUCGCAGCUCUGGAAGAGGAGCUGGAAGCAGCGAAGGCGCAGCUGGUGCUUCAACAGCAGGAGUUGUAUCGCUUCAAAUCGGAGGCUGCAGAGACGCGCCUUCUGUCCCAGCCUAGAGAGGCGUGUGCGCCGCAGACGCGCAUGCAGGCCAUCCCGCACUCUUCCUUCUUUCCGGCUGCGCCGUGUCUGGGGUCGUCUCCUUCCGCUGCUGCGCCGGGGGCGUUAGUGCCGGCGAGCGCGAUUGAAGAGGAGCGAAGCCGAGUCAAAGGCGAGAGAGGGACAGGCGCCUCGAGAAAGAGACGGCCUGGCAGAAGGGAAGAGAGGCAAGGUUUUGUCGCGGGCCUUCUCGCCGUGGCGCAUGGCGUAGCUCAAGCGACUUCGCAGACUGCAGCCAGCGUGUGGGGCGACAAGGGUCGCGCGGAGAGGAGAGGCAAGUCCCGCGCUUCCUUGUCCGGGAAGCCCGACGCCUGGGCGAAAGGCUUUGUGCCUGAGAACGACGAGGAAGCAGGCCUCGGGGGGGGACUGUCUUCGGAAGAAGUGAGCCGAAGUGACUGGGGAACGGCCUCUGGGUCCUCUUCGGACGAGGAGAACAUUGAGGCGGGCGCCAGUCGAGAGGGAGACUGGCGUGGCCUCGCAGCAGCCGGCCCGCGACGCAGAGAGGAAGGACGGAGAAAGCACAGGGCAGACGCCGAGCGUUCCUCGUCCUCAUCGCUUGCUCGUCUGCCGGCGGUCUGUGCCGCCGAUCGUCGCUUCGCCUCGUUGAAGGGAGGUGAAGAAAAGGCGUUCUUGAGUCGCCUGCAGAAUCUGAGUGGAGCGGAGAGAAUUGUGGUGAUAUGGGGCCGGCUGUUGCUCUCGCGUCGAGCUACGCGGCUGUUUGCGCUGUUCUACUUCCUUCUCCUCCACUUCCUCGUGUUUCUCGUGCUCUUCUACCAUGCCGAUCUGCAAAGUCGAGGGCAUGCAGACCAGGCCGGCUCGCAGCAGCCGCGUUACCACUACUAUCUGAAUGAAUAG